This is a messenger RNA of Venustampulla echinocandica, 1779 nucleotides long. RefSeq lists its product as uncharacterized. The record is from RefSeq and is a predicted model, not a curated record. Bases 1 to 1779 code for a protein of 592 amino acids. The transcript has a single exon. Gene Ontology annotation, molecular function: protein binding. Lineage: Eukaryota; Fungi; Ascomycota; Leotiomycetes; Helotiales; Pleuroascaceae.
AUGCCUCCCAAGCGUCGUCGAUCUAGCGCCGGCGACCUUGCAAUUCUUCCAGACUCCAAAAGAACCCGCAUACGAAAUCUAAAUCCCCUCGACCAUGUCUCCGACCUCUCUGACGAACUCCUCAUCCGUAUCCUCCACCAUCUCCCUAUCCAGUCACUCAUCCGAUGUCAACGGCUGUCUCACCGCUUCUACACCCUCGCAGGGGAUUCGCAAAUAUGGAAAUCACUCUAUUAUCACCGCUUUGUUCUUCCCCGAGCGCUGCGCAUCCCGGGGGUAAAAUCCGCGCCUCCUUCAGACGAAGCAUUGCAUUUCUCCUCCAGGAGAAGUAAAUGGCUUGAUGAGAAUACACUGGUAAACCGCGCAGAUGGGAAGAAGACAGAUUGGAAGCGCCAGUAUAAACUGAGGCAUAAUUGGUCGAUCGGCGCUUGCGGUAUCCAGGAGAUCCAUGUCGCGGAUGGGCCGAGCAUGCCAAGCAUGCUUGUUAAGUUGGCGGAGAGCUGCGUUGUUACGGUUGAUAAAGAGGACGGAUUAAGAGCUUGGGAUUUGAAGGAGAGGAUCUUGGUUGCUCGGCGUGAGUUAGAGGAGGGUGAUAUCUCGACUUGUGUGGCUGUUGAUGAGGAGGGAGGCGGUCGUGGCGGUUUGGGGAUUGCGGUGGGAUUUAUGGAUGGGAGCUGGGGAACUUGGAAGCUGGAUGUUGAAGGGAGAUCGUUCAUCCCGGGCUACAGGCAUCCGCCGUCGAGUAAUGGGAUGCUCAGUGCAAUUGCUUUUGCGAAUCCGUACAUUCUUACCAUUACCGAUUCGCAGCUCCUGUCGCUUUACAACUUCCAGCCAGCAUCUGGGAUGCAAAAAGAGGUUGAAGGAACGACGAUUGAAAUCGAUCCGGAGGCAGCCAGAAACCUUCCAAACGCCCAAGAUUCCUCAAAAGCAGCACCUCCACCGUUAGGAACAAUUGAAGACACCUCACCGCACCUCCUCGCCUCUCUCAAAUCCCACACCUCCUGGCCGCCCCUCUCUCUCUCAAUUCGCACGACUCCGACAACAUUGAUAGCAAGCAUAGCCUACUCACUCCCAACCUACUACACAGGCUACACAAUCGGUCUGCAAGAACUCCACCUCUCCCGCACAACAGGGACCAUGACAUUCUCUCGCCUGGCAUCCGCAUUACCACAAGGGUUUUCUUCUCUUCUAACACCAGCAGCUUCACCCUCGCCUUCGCCCCCCACACAUCCAGGCGUAGUAGGGGUUAUAGGAAGCACAACAAGCCGUCCUACAACGCUCUCCUACUCACAUCCAUACAUCCUCGCCACACACCCAGAUAACACCCUAACACUCUACCUCUGUACCUCCACCUCCUCAGCACUACAUAUCUCCCCAGGCACAAAAUUAUGGGGACACACAUCAUCCGUUAGCUCGGCGGAAAUCACCGCUCGAGGCAAAGCUGUCAGCGUCAGUACACGUGGAAACGAACUACGAGUGUGGGAACUCGAAGGCGGACUACCUAGCACGGUAUAUUCUUCUCAGGCGCCUUCCAAAGGUAGGAAGAUGGUUAAAAAGCUGAGAGGUGAAAUUGCCGCAGGGGAGAGAAGUGUCAAGAUCAGACAUCCUCCUACUACGACUACCACCGUGGAAGACGGUGGUGUGAAACAACACAGACAGGAUAUAGAGGAUAUGGACAUUAUGGCCCGCAGACGCUGGGUUGGUUUCGAUGAUGAGGUUGUUAUCGUGCUUAAGGAGUCGGAAGAGGGGACGCAGGCGUUGGUGGUUUAUGACUUUACGUAG